AUGCCUGGAAAAUGUAAAUUCCAGGACUCCUGGCUCUCCAAGGACAUUUACAAGGACUGGCUGCUGAAGGAUGUGCAGGACAUUCACUUCGCCAGGUGUCGGGCCUGUUGUAAAUCUAUCAAACUCCAGACCAUGGGCGAGGCUGCUCUCACCAGCCACGCAGGGGGAGCUGGCCACAAAGCGGCGGUCCGCAAGCUAGUGGAAGCAGGAAAUCUGAUGAUGAUAAAUGCUGCUGGGCAGAUGAACGGCACCAUCACUCAGAGUGAAGACACCAAGGAGCAAGUGGCCGUCUGCCUCCAGCGUGACGCCUUGGACAGAAUAACAGGCAGCGACUGGUCAGAGCUGCACCACAGCCCCACUUCAAACUCCACCUCCCACAAUGCCGAGCUACAGGAUGUGGCUUUUCCCUCUGCCUACUUCACAGCUCCAGGAACCUCCAGGCUCAUCAGCCAUCGUCUCCACUCAUCAGGCAGCGAGGCGGAAGACGCCGGCCGCCGCUCGGUCCAGCACGACUCCGUGGAGCUGUCGAGUCUGGAGCAGCAGCAGAGGACUCAGGCUCUGGAGCAGCAGCAGCAGAUGAAGAUCCUGGAGUGGGAGAACAGGAUGAAGGUUCUGGCCUGGGAGCAGGAGCUGGUGAGGGAGAAGAGGAGAGCGGCCCGGCAGAAGGAGAAGGCCUUCAGGAUGAAGAAGGCGUACUACAAAGCCAAGUUAAAGAGGAUGGGCGAGGACGUGCCGCCGUCUUCCUCCAGCAGCAGCGAUGAAGAGGAGAAAGCCUCUGAUCCCACAGGAUGAACUGAUUUAACUUGUGUUUUUAUUAGUGUUUGUUUCACUUGUGUCUCUUUUCUCUACAUGUCAUGGAACUGUUGCUAUUUUUAUACAUGGUUUUUGUACUUGAAUGCAGAGGGAAGUUUCUCAGCUGCUUUAAAUCAGCUGUUUUUACACAGAGAGAAAAUGAGUGAAUGAAUGAGGCUGAAUAAGGAACAUG
Messenger RNA from Seriola dumerili (greater amberjack), 985 nucleotides. RefSeq lists its product as uncharacterized. The transcript is spliced from 4 exons. The record is from RefSeq and is a predicted model, not a curated record. The coding region runs from base 1 to 792 and encodes 263 amino acids. Lineage: Eukaryota; Metazoa; Chordata; Actinopteri; Carangiformes; Carangidae.